AUGGCGGUGAACGGCCGAGACGUGUCCAACGCUUCGCACGAGGAGGCCGUGGCGGCGUUCCGCGCCGCCUCGGAGCCCAUCGUGGUCGAGGUACUGCGCAGGGAGCGCCGGAACGGAACCGGAAGCAGUUCGUCGGACUUCGGCGGAAGCGGAAGUAGCUGCGCCGGAGGAGGCCGCGCCAAACAGGCCGUCGCCUCGCCGCCCGGCUUCGCCCAGGGCCACAACGACGCGGCGGCGCAGACCGAAUUUCCGUGGUGGGCACCGCCGCCGUGGGAAGGGUCGUUCCUCCCAAACGGGUUAAGCAUACCUCCACCUCCACUGAGUCCACCGAGCAGGAAUGAAGACCAAGAUGACGACGACGGCUACGACAUAGAAUAUGAGGAGGUCACGUUAAUAAGGAAUGGAAACGAGAAGCUCGGCCUCACCCUCUGUUACGGUGACCCGGACGAACAAGAGACGGAAAUUUACGUGGGCGAGAUUGAUCCAAGAAGCGUUGCCGCGAAAGACGGAAGACUACAGGAAGGCGACCAAAUACUCCAGGUUAACGGAACGGACGUGCUAGGUCGGGAUCAAGCUAUAGCGUUGUUCUCAGAGCAGAGGCCGGACUUUACGCUUCUCGUAGCAAGGACACAUGUUUCGGGAGAGUCGUGUAGCGAAGGACACUCGAACACUUCCCUUCCUCGACGCCGUUACAGUUCUGUUCUGGAAGAAGAUGAGGAUGAAGAGGGAAAUGACAAGGAUGUCACUGCUACACCCAACAAGGCUGAUGCUCUACAGCAGACCAGCUUCCAAGAAGAGCUGUCGGAAACCGAAACACAGGUGGGUACCCCGCUGCCGGACAAUGACCUCGAGAUGAGCGUUCUGGCCAACGAGUUCCAGAGGGUCAUCCUGGACAAGAAGGCCGUCUCGGUCGAGCAGUGGCUGCACCAGGGUUCCUCGGCGCUACCCACGUCGCCCCAGAAGUGGGACGCGGCCGACAGCGGGUCCAGUGCCUACCACACGGGCGGAUCGUCGACCGCAUCGCCGCCCACCCUCGAGCUCGGCGGGAGGUCCGGCUCUCUGCUGUCACUGGCGGGGGCCCCGGUGUCGACGCCCACGCAUACCUUCGUGCCUCCCAUUACGAGGAGUGGCACGGCUGCGGGGUCCUCGGGACAUGGGACGGGACCCACGGAGGACAAGUCGACGCAGAUGCGGGACUCCGACAUGCAGAGCUUGACCAGCUGCGAGUCCUGUCGGUGCCACCUGGACUUCGCCACGUCGCCGCGGCGUCUGCCCAAGACGGUCAGCGAGCCGGCGUGCGUCAGGCGCGGCUCGUCGGUGCCGGACUACGCCUCGCUCUACCCCACGAUGUACACGAACCCGCAGAACCUGCAGCACACCAUGUGGCUGCAGCAGCACCUCUUCCGCGAAGCCCUCGCGAAACGCAACGGUCGCGUUCACGCGACCAAGUCGUCCUCCGUUGCCACGACGACGACGAUGACCUCGACGAAGGCGGAGCAACUGGUCUCCGCCGCCGGCGAACCUGGCGGUGACGAAACAGACCUCAAGUCUCAGUGGAAGGUGAAGAGGAGGGCGGAUGGGACGCGGUACAUCACCCGGCGGCCGGCCAGGACGAAGCUGCUGAAGGAACGCGAACAGAAGAUCCUCGAGGAGCGAAGCGGGCUCACCACCGACGACGACAACCACUCGGAGCUGAAGACCGGCAAGUACUGGACCAAGGAGGAAAGGAAGAGGCACCUCGAGAAGGCUCGCGACCGCAAGAAGAAGGAGAUGAUGCUCAAGCUCAAGAUGGCCAUCCUCAAGGAGGCCCACGAGGGAUUGGGCACCAGGAAAUCCACAACCAGCGCAGCGUCUCGGAGGAAGCGCGAGGUGUCGCCUUCACCGGAGGCCCUGGUUGUCGUCGGGGACAAGGCCUUCGGUCUUCUAGCCGUCACGACUGUGUAGAGAUGGGCACGCGACGUUCGCUAGAUGGAAGGUGGUCACUCGACGAAAACUUUUUGCAGGUUUGGGCACGUGCUGGUCGCAUCUAUGGAACUGUCUGCGAACUUUGCAUUUGGCCUUCUAGCCUCCACAACGGUUCAUAGGCACGUGAUGUUCACCUGGUAUUACUAUUGUAUAACUGAUUUCGGGACUUGUAGACAUCACGACGGUAUAGGUGUGAGACGCAUUGUUCACUCUGGGAAGUGUGGUCAACAGACGGAUUUCAACUCGCUAGCAGCUUUCGGACCGUUCGAAUGACAGAAAUCUGUGACCAGACAAUGAACAUUUGUUUUGAUCCCUAGACGGAGUUAUGUACAAGAGGCCAGCAUUUUAGUAUUGCGUCAGUGCUCCACAAUGUAAUACAGAGUGUGACUAAUCUUCUGCUCGUACAACUUCUGCACGGCUGCUGUGAUGUGUAUGCCUGCUAAUCGUAAAGGCACAAUAUCGUAUUUCGAAGGCAUGUUUCUUCUGAAGCUCACAUUGUGCGCUUGGUCAGUCAGCAACACGGACUUCUGAAGAAGCCACUAACCUUAGUGUCUAGAGCAUGAGACGCAUGUUUUGUUACACCUUCAAUGCAACAUCUCUACCUAAUCACGACUGCAUUUAUUUAGCAUUGUAGUUCACACCCUCAUCUUGAGACACAUUACCUUGAUAUAGGUAUGUUAUCUUUAAUCCAGACUAGAAAAAAAUUGUCAGUGGAACACGGAAACUUCAAGUGAUCAUAAUCAGCUGAACAACGAAACGCCUCUGUCUGGAGCCGGCGUUUAGACCGAGAUACUUGCUACAGACAGACAGAUACAGACAGCUACCUUCUUCACAACAUUCGGUCCACUCCGAAUGUUUCUUUGUUCGCCCACGUUUUGCUUUUUCCUGUCAGACGCAGAUAAUUUCAAACCACAACGCAACUGAUAACUGUGCUUCCACCAAGCUACUGAAACACAAAGUUUGAGAGAUGUCGCCAGCGUCUCCAGGUAUAUGAGUACUCUUGUCUGCGCGUUGCGGUUUAUGACACGCAGACAGCGUUUGGGUGCAUCUGUGCUGUCCAAUUCGGACAGAAAGAGCCGCGAAGUUGCUUCACACACGAGUCAUAACUGUAUCGCUUUUAUGUACUUCGCAAGUGCGUCCGGUGCGGCUUCGUUUUUUUGCGGCGACGACAACGAAAACUACCGAAAUCCACGUUCUUCCCGCAUGUGUAAAAACGUCGUGCACUUCCCCCGAAGCGUACGAGCGUGGUUUAGUGUCAUACGCUUCCUGCAUGCACCCUAGUCCCAUGUUUUCGAAUGCGCACUACGUUAUUUAUGAACAAUAUAGUCGCUGUACAUUUGCUGUUCGCUUUCGAGAAGCCUUUAGAGUUAUAUUUCCCCGCCACAACGGUAGAGUUCGGUGUUGACACUUUGGCUGUGAACGACUUACUUCUGGUGUGAAUUGGUUCCGAUCCUUGUUAUGAGCAACGAAAUGUCUCGAACCGUGGUAACACACUUCGAAUAAGUACCAGUUCUUUGAGAAUACCAUAGGUCACGGUGAGAUCAACAUCCUCACCAGAACAACAAAGAAUGAAACUUUGGAAAGGCCAGAAGAAAAUAAAAAUGCAAACCACCAUGUGAAAUAUAUAUUUAGGACUAGGCCAUUCCUUUUUUCCCCCGAAAUUUAGAUGCAACGAUUCGUGACCCUUGAGGGCGAGCUUGAUUUGCCUCAUAACAAGAACACUCUUUCGCCACAUGGAGAGUAGACUCGUCAAAUGCAAGUGCAUGGCUACGUGACGUAAGCAUUUCAUAUCAAAACGGACAAGAUGGCAGCUCCUAGUGGCUUUUACUUCGGAGGUAUACGAAGUGUACACGGGCGAAAUGUUGUUAAUCGUGUGGCCAUAGGUAAAAAAAGAACCAAUUUCGACUAUACAAAAGGUAUUGAACCAACUCCUUGCAUGUGAGAAGACUAAGUUGUGGCACACCCUGCGUGUUGUUUUUCUCUCCCCCCUCCCCCCUGAUGUAGUGUUGUCGUGUACAGACCAGAUGUAUAUAUGAGUACUAUGUCUUGGAAGUGUUCGGCGCACCGUAUUUAAGACUUUUCACGAAGAUUUGUACAAAUCUAUUUGUGCGGAGGGUGGCGUGUUGUGAAGCGUGAUUUUUUUUUUCUCUCCUAGAAGGGUUGUCUUUGAGGGAAAGAGAAAUAUGAAUGGAGAAACGAAAUAAAGCUAAUAAAGAGAAUUCCUUGA
Messenger RNA from Dermacentor albipictus, 4192 nucleotides. NCBI's taxonomy places the organism in Eukaryota, Metazoa, Arthropoda, Arachnida, Ixodida, Ixodidae. The record is from RefSeq and is a predicted model, not a curated record.